Molecule: messenger RNA, 3282 nt
Organism: Colletotrichum karsti
Lineage: Eukaryota; Fungi; Ascomycota; Sordariomycetes; Glomerellales; Glomerellaceae
Product: rhoptry protein
Exons: 2
Coding region: 1-3282 (1093 amino acids)
Molecular function (GO): microtubule binding
Source: RefSeq, a predicted model, not a curated record
AUGGAGUCCGACGCACUACAUGGUCGCUACCGCUCCCGCGUUCUACGAGAGAUGAACGCUAAUCGCGAGAACCCUUUCAACUCCCCGCCAUCUUCCACCGGCUCCCACGGCACCGUCAGCCCGACUAUGUCCUCCGUCUUCUCGGAUCCCGACGGCGAGUCCACGCGCAGACUUAACGAGGAUAUAGCUCGUCUUGUCAAUCCUAAUAACGGAAGGCUCCAGGUCGACUUGGAAGCUGCCCACCGCAAGUGGCCCGAAUUCUACGCCAAGCCAAAGAACCCCGAGCCCAGAGCAGCCACCAAGACCAACGGUUCGUUGCGGCACAAGGAGAACGUUUCACACAAGAGCAUCGUCCAAAAGUAUCUCUCAACCAUUGAUGACACUGAGCAAGAUACCUGGCAAGGUUCUAAGCGGACCCGCGCUGAGAUGCAGCCCCGCGUCGACAACGACUCGGAUCUUUCUUCCAACAUGUCCAAGUCGCCAUUCCAGUUCGAUAUCAACGCCGAGAACUUCCGUUUCAACCCCCAGCAACAACGACACCAGAGCCCUCUCGCCAAAGGCCACGCUCGCACCGCCUCCGGAAACUACAAGGCUGCUCGACGGGCCUCAAUGGCCGCGAACGCCGAACGCAGGAAAUCAGACUUCUUGGCCCCUCCUACGCAGGCCACACCCAAGCCUGAACCGGUCCAUAGCGCUCCUGCAGUCGAGUCUACUCCCGUCACCUUCAACACGAUUAAGAGCCACUUCCCCUCCCCGGCGACCACAGACAGUCCCGCUCAGAACAACGUCACAUGUCGAUCAUUCUUCAUGCCCGACAUCUCUCACCUGAACGAUUUCAUCACGGGCAAGCUCCGCUUCGACGGCGGCGUGCAGAACGGCGUUCCCGUCUUCGUCAAGAACGGCCGCGUUCGCAAUCGCAUCGAGACUCAGCCGCCUAAUGACCACGCCGAAGUUGACGGUCUUGCGAUCCCUCCAGACGAGGAGAACUUGUUUGUGUCUCUGGAUAUGAUCAGGGACGAGAUCUGCAAUCUCCAGGAGCACGAUGAUCUAGUGCAAAGACAUGCGCUGGCGUUGGAGGAACAAGUGGUCGACUUGAAGAAUGAGCUUAAGCGGUUGAAGGGCCGCAAGUCAAUCGAUAGCGCCAUUGGUUCCAGGACGGCCUCAGAACCUGAGACCGCUGCCGAUGAGCGUUACCACAUGGAGAAGCUUCAACUUGAGUCCCAGAUGGCAGCAUUGCAAUCUCGACUUGAACAGGCGACUACCCGGAUUGGUGUCAGCGAGGCCGAGAACAACACUCUAUCGCUCGAAAAGGACCGGGCUGUGAAGAAGCUUCAAGAAGCUUGUGUGAACAUUGGCGAUCUGAUGGACAAGAUUGAGACGCAGGAGAGAGCGCUUCACGAGACUCAGGAAAGACUCAACGCUACCCUGGAGAUCAAUCAUAACCGGGAAUUCGUCCAGAAAACAUCCAGCUUCAAGCAGACCAGCGAGGCUCUGCAAGUCGACAACAAGUCCCUCCAGGCAGACAACAAAACGCUCCGCCAAGAACAGGAAACUUUGCAGCGAGAAAUGGAGGAACUGCGAGCGGACAACAACUCUCUGCGCCGCGAGCAGGAGUCGCUCAUCAGUGAGAACAGGUCACUACGCAGCAACGCGCGCUCACUCAUGACCCAAAACGAGGAGCUCCGCCAAACCGUCGAGAAUGCAAAGGAGGACAUCCAAGCUGCUCACGAAGAAGUCGAGGCUUUGCAGGUAGAACUUCAGACUACGGAGCAGGAACACGGUACCCUCAAGGAGGACAACGAUAGCCUCGUUCGCCACAACGAGAAGUACUUCAACGAGAACAAGAUCCUUCGUCGCGAAAACUCGGGCUUUGAGAAGAGCCUGCACGAUUUGCACGACGAGAACAUUCGUCUGAAGGAGGAGAUCGAGUAUCUCAAGCAGCAACUCGACCACUGCCGUCCGCUAGGCAAAACGGAGGAAUUCUCUGCGCGCCUCAAUAAGGAGGUCGAGGAUGACGAUGAUGAGGAGGGAGAGAACAUGACCUCGGCGUUCUUCAUGCCUGACAUUACGAUUGACAGCACGCAGAACUCGAGAGUCGUUGACGUGACUGCCGAGGAGAAGGCAACACCGAAGCGGACCCCUAGCAAGAGGACCAUCGAGGUCACCGAGACGACAGAGCAGACCGACCGCAGUAUGAACGAUCAGGACACCAUACAGAGCCGGCGAAGCUCGGUCGCCGAAUCUCGCCCCAAGAGACGACCGUCCGCCUCUCGGGCUCCCAGCUCUUCCCAGAAGGUCGCCUUCUCUUUGCCGGAGGGAUCCGCCUCGAACGGGAAGAACAGCAAGGCCUCGAACCUCGCGAACAAGGGCAGCAAGAGAAGCAGUAACUCUCACACGACCUCCAAGAGCUCCGUCAAGGGUGCUUCCGUACCGGAUUUGGAUCCCUUCCAAAGUGAUGACGAGGGCACCAUCCAGUCGCCGGAGCAUACCCAGACCCACUCCAUGGUCGUUGACGUGAAGAGCCGGAAGGAAGGAUCCUCAAAGUCUAGGACUGUCCGGGAAGAGACCACAAACACUACCCGCAACUUGACCAGCCAGAGCCAGAGAAGCGUGUCUCUCAAGCCGGCCGUCAAGUCCUCCCAGAACAAGUCAACCACCAUCGACUUGAUGACCCAAGGCGGACUCGAUAACACGACCACCGAGAUGAAGGGUAACUGCCCUGGCCUGUCUCCGGAUGCUCGCCGCGUCCUUGAUACUUUGUCAGGCCACAGCUGUAAGAACUGCAUUGUGUGCACUCGGAUCAAGGCCCACCGCGGAACAGUGACUGCGGCCGAUAUUGCCGAGGGCAAGAAGCGGAUCAAGGUUUCAAGACCAGUCCCUCCGUCCGAGCAGUACAAGCAGUUGGGCAUGUCCACAGAGGACAACACCGUGCGCCCUUCCCAGCCUCCCGGCCACGCUUUGGCAAAGGUCAUUCAAGGCCUCAGGGACGAGUUGGAGCACAUGAAGAUGGAGGCGGCGAAGAUGCAGGCCCGAUACGACCGACACAAUCCUGCCCUCAGCGAGACCAAGCGCAAGCAGCUGUUUGCGGAUAUCCAGGUCAACCGGAACCAACAGGAGGUGAAGAAUGGGCAGAUCUACGCUCUCUACGACGUAGCAGAGGGUCAGAAGCAAGCAGGACAGGACAUGUCGGAAGAGGAGCUCGACGUAACCGUCUUUAGCAUUACAGGAUUGAGUGUCAGGGAUAUUACUGACCAGGUUACUUGGGAGGGCAUUUCAGCAUAG